Molecule: messenger RNA, 1013 nt
Organism: Eublepharis macularius
Lineage: Eukaryota; Metazoa; Chordata; Lepidosauria; Squamata; Eublepharidae
Gene: SYCN
Product: syncollin
Exons: 1
Coding region: 16-414 (132 amino acids)
Biological process (GO): exocytosis
Cellular component (GO): secretory granule membrane
Source: RefSeq, a predicted model, not a curated record
GCGGCGUCUCUCAGGAUGAAGGCCUCUCGGAGCAUCCUCCUCCUCCCGCUGCUCUUCGCCCUGGCCUUGGCCCAGUGCCCAGCACCUGCUGAGCUGAAGGAUUCCAACGGCACCAAGAUCUGCGCCCUCCUGUACACGGACGACAGCCCCUACUACGACCAGUGCUGCAGGGGGAGCGUAUUGCAGGUGCUGCCCAAUGAAGACCAGCCCUACAUCCCGUCAGCUUUCAACAACAAGAUCUCCUCCUUGGUAGUGGCCACUCGCUGCGAGCUCACCGUCUGGUCCGGCAAGGGCAAAGGUGGCAAAACAAAGAAGUUUAAGGCUGCGGCAUUCCCUCGGCUGCAAGAGUACAGAAAAGGGAUUUUCGGAGACUGGGACAAUGCCAUCUCGGCCUACUACUGCAAGUGCUCUUGAGGCUGCCUGCCCAAGAAAGACCAAGGAGGGGCUGGCCACCUGCCGCUCCUCAGACCCUGCCCUUGUGACCUCGCUCCCAGCAUCUCACUGCCUGUCUUGGUUAAGGAUGUCCUGUCCUAAAAACUCCUAACCCCCAAAGCCCCUCUUUUGGCACGGAGUCUUCCGGGAUACCUCUUUCACAGCACCCUUCACCCACACAACUGCUGGCAAGCUCUGUUCAAAUGGGAGACCUCGUUGCAGAAAUGGAACACCGGGGGGGGGGCCUAAAUUCAUCUGGUGGUGGCAGCAGAGUCUUCUGAAGUGCCCGCAAACUGUGGGGCAUGCCGCUGCAGCAGAGAAGCAAGACCCGAGGAGCAUCUUCCAGCCCCCCCCCCCCCCGCCACCAGUGGCAAGAAGGGAGUUCCCAGCACUUUGAAGCUCUGGGCCUGAAAGUUUUGUUCUGAAUGCAGCCAUGUGACAUUUCAAGAUCUCAAGUGUUUUGUUCAUUCUCAGCGAUUUCCAGACAGACAUUCCAUCUUCAAAGCCGUUCUCUCCCCCUCUGAUCCCACCUAUGCCUGUGCCUUUUCCUCAAUAAACGUAAUUAAAAGUGAAGGAACAAA